UAGUAUAGCCAGAGAUUUCAUUUCCAAGAGAAGAGGCGAAAAUUACUUUAUCAAUGGCACAAACGGAUCCAAGCUCACAUCAAGCAGCUAAUCGUGUCUACGAAGAUUUUGAACCAUCUUAUGAAUGGGCUCAAGAUGAAGAAAGUGACACGCUUAUUCUUAUGCUUAAAGGAUUUAGAAAGGAGAAUUUGAGGGUUCAAAUAGGCACAAACCGUAGACUAAAACUCAGUGGUGAACAACAGAUAAGUGAGAACAAAUGGCAUAGAUUUAACAAAGAAUACACCAUUCCUCCUCAUUCUAACACCAAUGGGAUCAAAGCCAAGUUACAAGGUGGCCUACUAUAUAUAAGGCUUCCCAAAAUCAUCACUGAAGCUAAGUCAACAACAAAAUCACCAACACCAAAUCUUGAAGCUGAUGACAACCAAAGAGGAACCAAAGAGACACCAACACAAGAAGAACCAAAGACAAGUGAGGUUUCUCAGACAAAGGAGAUGGGGAAAGUAGGGGAAGAUGAUAACUGUGUUGCUCAGAAUAGAGCCAAAGCUACCACUUCUGAAGCUCAGAAUAUGCAUGAAACAAUUGAUGAGUUGAGUAAUAAGAAGGUUGACCGAAGGUUACCUACAACCCUUUAUGGCUUGGUUGGGGAGGUUGUUAAGCAAAAGAAACUGGCUAACUUGGUGGUUGUCAUCUUGUUCCUUGGUAUGGGAAUGUAUGUCAAAAAUGCAAUCAAGUCAUUUUUUGGAGGAUAAAAAAUCCAAGAUCUUUAAAUAUUGCUUGGCUAAAGAAAUUAUAUUAGCAAUGGCACCAGAUGUAUAUGUAUUUGUAUUUGUAAGCACAAGUUGAAUAAUUAUUCUAAGAGUAAUUGUUUAAAGUUACCAGGUUAAAUAUU
Messenger RNA from Glycine soja, 889 nucleotides. RefSeq lists its product as uncharacterized. Lineage: Eukaryota; Viridiplantae; Streptophyta; Magnoliopsida; Fabales; Fabaceae. The transcript has 2 exons. Bases 54 to 749 code for a protein of 231 amino acids. The record is from RefSeq and is a predicted model, not a curated record.